AUGUUUAUUCUAGGCCCAACGGAAGGAAAUCCGCAGUUGAGACAUACUUUGGCAGACAUACGAAACCAUCACAUUGCCGGUCAAGGUUCAGUAGGUCAACAAGAUGGCUCAAAUGAUGAGUAUCCCUUAGAAAACUUUAACAUCUUGGGCGACCUCGAUGGUAAUAUCUUCGACGAUCUUAACAUACCCGACGACGUUGUUGUUAACAUCGAAGAUAUUAACAUCGACGAUGUUGUUAACAUCCCCGACGAUGCUAACAUUCCUGACGACUUCGAAGUAUUUUGCCACCAAUGAAAACUGUCUGCACGUAGUAUAUUGAAACUAUUUAUCUCGCCUAUUUAUCACCUCUCUCUCCCUCCGUUUAUAAGUUUUAUAGUGGAAAAAAGAAAACUUGGCCAUAAGAAUUAACCUUCUUUUUUGCCUUGUAUGAAUUAUCUAAGGGUUUCAUAUAAAAAGAUUUUCUAUUGGAGCUUUGAGCGCAUUUAACGAAUAUUUGCAUUUCUUGACAAAAUUUCAAAA
Loa loa (African eye worm) is the source of this 519-nucleotide messenger RNA. RefSeq lists its product as hypothetical. The coding region runs from base 1 to 294 and encodes 97 amino acids. The transcript has a single exon. The record is from RefSeq and is a predicted model, not a curated record. Lineage: Eukaryota; Metazoa; Nematoda; Chromadorea; Rhabditida; Onchocercidae.